Alosa alosa (allis shad) is the source of this 1119-nucleotide messenger RNA. Its product is annotated as alpha-1D adrenergic receptor-like. Gene Ontology annotation, molecular function: alpha1-adrenergic receptor activity. The record is from RefSeq and is a predicted model, not a curated record. Lineage: Eukaryota; Metazoa; Chordata; Actinopteri; Clupeiformes; Clupeidae. Gene Ontology annotation, cellular component: membrane. Bases 1 to 1119 code for a protein of 372 amino acids. Gene Ontology annotation, biological process: phospholipase C-activating G protein-coupled receptor signaling pathway; adenylate cyclase-activating adrenergic receptor signaling pathway; positive regulation of cytosolic calcium ion concentration. The transcript is spliced from 3 exons.
AUGACUGACAAAGAAGUAGGUGUGACUGUUAUCAGCCCAAUCACUGGCUUGCCUCUGCAUAGCAACAGCAGUGAAGAGCCUUCUACCUCCUGUCCCUACCUGGCACUGAAUGCUCACAGCAUGGGUGUGGCAUCUUUACUGGCCAUGUUUAUUUCACUUGCCGCUUUUGGGAAUACGCUGGUCAUCCUGUCAGUGCUGUGGAACCGCCAGUUACAAACAGCCACCAACCUCUUCAUUGGCAACCUGGCAGUGGCGGACCUGCUCCUCAGCGUCUGCGUUUUGCCGUUCUCGGCCACGCUGGAGGUGCUUGGCUGCUGGCCGUUUGGCCGCCUGUUCUGCGACGCGUGGGCUGCGCUCGACGUCCUGUGCUGCUCGGCGUCCAUCCUGAGCCUGUGCGCCAUCGCCGUAGACCGUUACAUGGGCGUGCGCCACUCCCUGCACUACCGCUCCCUGGUGACCAGGCGGCGGGCCGGUGUAGUUCUGGUCUGUGUGUGGACGGUGUGCGUGGCCCUGUCGGUGCCGCCGUUGCUGGGCUGGAAGGAGGCCCGCCCGCCGGACGCCAAGAUCUGCACAGUCACCCAGGAACCCGGCUACGCACUCUUCUCCUCAUUGCUCUCCUUCUACCUGCCCCUGGGCGUGGUGCUGGCGGUGUACGCGCAGGUGUAUGUGGUGGCGCGCCGGACCACACACUUCCUGGAGAGGGGUGUGAAGCGGGAGGGCGGGGAGGUGGUGCUGAGGAUCCAUCGGCGUGGGGCCGUGCUGGGGGAGGACAUAUCCGGGGGGGCCAGGAGGAUGAAUGCCCGCGUGCUGCAGCGCUUCACCCGGGAGAAGAAGGCUGCAAAGACCCUGGCCAUGGUGGUGGGGGUGUUCAUCCUUUGCUGGCUGCCUUUCUUCAUUGUACUACCACUGGGUGCCAUGUUCCCCAUGUUAAAGCCGACUGAGACCAUCUUUAAGGUGGCGUUCUGGCUUGGCUACUCCAACAGCUGCAUCAACCCUUUUAUCUACCCUUGCUCCAACCAGGAGUUCCGUCGAGCUUUCAUGAAACUGCUGCGGCUGGUGGAGACAGUUCAGAGGGGCAUCCUUAUGGCUGCAGGAAAUAAUGAACACGCUGACCAGUAA